Molecule: messenger RNA, 1499 nt
Organism: Heterobasidion irregulare TC 32-1
Lineage: Eukaryota; Fungi; Basidiomycota; Agaricomycetes; Russulales; Bondarzewiaceae
Exons: 11
Coding region: 36-1352 (438 amino acids)
Biological process (GO): endoplasmic reticulum to Golgi vesicle-mediated transport; retrograde vesicle-mediated transport, Golgi to endoplasmic reticulum; intra-Golgi vesicle-mediated transport
Cellular component (GO): COPI vesicle coat
Molecular function (GO): protein binding
Source: RefSeq, a predicted model, not a curated record
CUGCUUCCGCAUCGCUGCGCUGCACAUCCUCCACGAUGGCGAGCGUGCUAUCCGAACGACAACAAGAUGACCUGCACAAGGCUAUGCUCGACUACUUACACAGUGCGGGGUUUACGAGAACGUAUGAGGAGUUUAAGCAAGAGUCGGCCCAGGCCGACUUCCAACCUGACGCAGGGCAGAAGACAGCGGGGCUUCUCGUCAAGAAAUGGACGAGUGUGAUCCGGAUGCAGAAGAAGAUACUUGACCUGGAAUCGCGACUUGCCCAGGCCCUCCACGACAACAUGCAUAUGGCCGCCCUCCCAUCCGGUUUUAGCAAACGCAACAACCCAGACUGGUUGCCUAGCGUCGGCCCCCCAAAGCAUACGCUCACCGGACAUAGAGACAUGGUGAAUACCGUCGCGUUCCAUCCUGUCUAUUCUGUCCUCGCGUCCGGGAGUGACGACUGCACGCUGAAGGUGUGGGACUGGGAGACGGGCGAGCUGGAGAGGACGCUGAAGGGCCAUACUAGGCGCAUCACGGACUGUGAAUAUGACUCAAAGGGGAAGCACCUCGUCUCCGCAUCCUACGAUCUCUUCAUCAAGUUAUGGAAUGUCGACAACGACUAUCAGAACUUCGCAACGCUCAGAGGACAUGAGCAUUCUGUGUCGUCGGCGCGCUUCCUUCCCGGCGACGAUCGUGUAAUCAGCGCGAGCCGCGAUCAGACCGUCAGGAUAUGGGAGAUCGCCUCGACGCAUUGUGUCAAAGUGAUCAAGCCACAUCCAGAUUGGGUCCGAUGCGCUCUUCCGAGCCUCGAUGGCCGAUAUAUCGUAACUUGCUCGAUGGACCAUACUGCCCAAGUCGUAGAGCUUAGCUCGGGAACGACGAAGGCCGAGUUCCGAGGGCACGACAAACCCGUUGAAGUUGCCGUAUUUGUUCCUCGCGCGUCUGUCCCAGCGGUCCGUGAACUCGUGGGACAGAAGACAGGUAUAAAACAGCCUGUCAUUACAGAAGGCAUUGCAAUUGCAUAUGUCAUGACCGGCUCGCGAGACAAACUGAUCAAGAUUUGGGAUGCGAUACGAGGGCAAUGCCUUCACACACUCGAGGGGCAUGAUGACUGGGUGCGGUCCCUUGUUUUCCAUCCCAACGGAAAGUACCUUCUCUCAGCGUCGGACGACCGCUCAAUCCGGAUAUGGGAAAUUAAGACGGGGCGAUGUAUCCGUACCAUCGCGGCGCACGAUCGAUUUGUGUCGAGCCUAUCGUGGGGGCGGCAGGCGACCGGCACGGAGGAGGGCAAGGAAGGAGACGCAUCGAACUUGAUGAAUGUGCUCGUGUCUGGCAGUUCUGACCAGACGAUCAAGAUCUGGAUGCCAUGAUGCGCUGUUUACGCUAUGUUUGUUCGUUCGUCCGCUCUCCGAUCCCUUAGCAUAUUUUGUGCUUUCGCAUCUGCAUGAAUACCUACGUUAUGUUAUUGAAUGGAAACAUACCCAUUUUUGUAUUGCCCGCCUCGUGGGCACUGCUCC